Molecule: messenger RNA, 1207 nt
Organism: Jatropha curcas
Lineage: Eukaryota; Viridiplantae; Streptophyta; Magnoliopsida; Malpighiales; Euphorbiaceae
Gene: BAG4
Product: BCL-2-associated athanogene 4
Biological process (GO): protein stabilization
Cellular component (GO): cytoplasm
Molecular function (GO): adenyl-nucleotide exchange factor activity; protein-folding chaperone binding
Source: RefSeq, a predicted model, not a curated record
ACAUGAACGGUUUCUCUAAUUAACAACAAAUUUAAAGAAAAAACAACAAAGAAAAAUAGAAAGCAGACGUUGUAGUUCCUCUUCAAACGACAAAGACCAACCUCUCAAACCUCGUUUUCUUGGUUUUGUUUGGCCGGUGGUGCCACCAUUAGUAACUAAUCCAAUGAAGAAUUCAAGUUCGAAGACUGAAGAUUGGGAGGUGAGGGCAGGUGGCAUGCUUGUCCAGAGAAGGGAAGCUGAUGAUGAUGGUGCUGUUGAUGGGCCUUUGAUUACGAUCAACUUCUCUCAUGAUUCUUCCCAGCACGAAAUCCAUGUACCUGCGCAAUCUACUUUUGGGUAUAUGAAAGAACUUAUUGAACAAAAAACGGGUUUGGAACCAAAAAAGCAAAAGAUUUUAUUUAGAGGAAAAGAAAAUGAGGAUAGUGAGUAUUUGCAUGAGGCAGGUGUGAAGGACAAGUCGAAGGUUUUGGUUUUGGAAAAUGUAGUGAGCAAAGAGAAGCUUGAGGAUAUGAAAGAAAGUGAGGGGACUUCAAAGGCUGAGUUGCAGGAAAGCGAGGAGAUGUCAGAGAGCAAGAUGAAGGAAAAUGAAGAAAAUUCAAAAGCUUUUCAAGCUAUUGCUGAAGUAAGAGAAGAGGUUGAUAAGCUCGCAGAAAGAGUCGCGGCCUUAGAAGUGGCUGUGAAUAGCGGCACCAAGAUUGCGGAGGAGGAAUUUGUAAUAUCAGCGGAGUUAUUAAUGAGGCAAUUGCUGAAAUUGGACAGUAUUGAGGCUGAUGGAGAAGCGAAGAUGCAGCGAAAGGCUGAGGUACGUCGUGUUCAGAACUACCAUGAGGUGCUGGACAAUUUAAAGACAAACAAUUCAAAGCCAUUUAGCAAUAGCAGCAAUGCUGUGUCAGUGACAACUGAGUGGGAGACCUUCGACUCUGGAGUAGGAAGCUUGAAUCCACCUCCAGUGUCAUCUUCAACAAGAAUUACUCAGGACUGGGAAAGAUUUGAUUAGGAACCUGCUGAUCUAGUUCUAAUCUAAAGAGCUCUGUGGAAUAUAUAAUAUUUAGAAUGUAGUACUGAUAUUUACGGUGCUACGGCUCAUUUAUAUUGCAAACUUUGCUUUCUUGACUAGAGCUCUUCUCUAUAUUGCUGUAUCCUUUUGGAUUAGUACUUGAUUUAUUAUUAGAGUAAAAUUAUUAAAAUUUAUUGUUUCAUGACUGUA